AUGUUCAUCCCAGCGCCACCGUCCCCAACCCCUGACUAUGAUGAUGAUGGGGAGUCAGAUGGAAAUGAGUCUGACAUCCUUCAGGGUUCACAGUUUUAUGUAGUGACAGACCAGCAAGGAGAACCUGUGAAAAAGAAACUGACCAACAGGGAUUCCUUGAGUGAUGACAGUCUGCAGAAUGCUCCAGUCACAACCAAGAGCACUUCUAAAUCAUCUACGCCACCAAAGACACCCUCAACACCCCUGCAGAGCAUGAUGAGGGCAUUUCAUAAAGGUCUUCCUGACCUCGAGCAAGAGAAUGGAUUCUCUGAUGAUUCCCUAGAGGAUUCUGUGACUGCUCAAUCUCGUCCUUCCACCAUCAGUCAGAAACCACACAGACCUACCUCUAUGGAGUCUCUUGUCUCCAUGGAGAGCUCUACUGCUUCGUUUGAUUACAUGAAUGCUGGGCAAGCAAAGAAUUCUUCCUAUGGGAGAGCAAGGUCAAGGCCAAACAGUGCUGACACUGGAGCCCAGAAAGGAGGUAAUGUGCGAGACAGGAAAGACUUGAAUGGUAAGGUUAAAAAAUCAACACCAAGAUCGGCAGAAAAUGGCAUUGGUCAAAAGGGUAAUUUAAGUAACAAAGACAGUGAGAAAAACAUUGAAGAGUCUAACAACUUUAGCAGACAGAGUUCAAGAGAGAGUUCACACAGCUCUGGCUCAACUAGUUCCAAACCUAGUGAAAAGUUUGAUACUAUAAGACAUAUGUUGAAAGAAGGCUUGAUAGAAGGGUUAGAUGAAAGUCCACCUACCUUCAAACCCCCUCCACCAAUUAAGAAAACACCAAAUGGAGUCCAUACAGAAGACAGAGCAGAUAGUGGACUAGGUUCUGCUGUCAGCACAACUAGGACAGAUGAAAGUGGUGGCAGUGAUAAUCGAUCUGAUUUUUCAGGUACCCCACCAUCUAUUCUUUCCCCACAAGAUGGAGACACCACAAAGAAAGGCAGACUAGAAACUAAAAGAGGGAAGGAAACAAUACGUAGUCGAACAUCUAUUGGGUCAGAGGACAUGGAGAGAAAUCGAGAUGAAGGGGAUGAAGUAGAGGUCAUGAUGCAAGAGACGAUGGAAAUUCCUCCUCCUCCUCCACCAAGGGAUGAGUCAAUGCACUGGACUCCUCGAACCACCACUCCCUUGUCACAAAAAGAUUCUGCCAGAAGUUCAUUAAGAGCAACACCAACCACACCCUCCACAUCUAAAAAUUCAAGCUGGUUGCACAACACUACCAAGGAAGAGAUGGUUGAAAUAUCCUCUGCCAACUCUCCUCUGCCUGCAGGAGAGAAGAUUACCCAUGUUGAUGAUUUGUAUGGACAGCAUGAACAUGUGGGCAAUGGGAAUGAGGUGAGCAGUGCAAUUAAUGGAUCCUUAGCAAGCCAGUACAGCAUCCAGGAUAAUGACAACCCUUUGACAGAUCGUGAUUUCUUAGAGAAUCUCAAAAACCUAGAGCCUCGUCCUCGACCUGAUACCUUAGCUGUGAUUAGCGAAGACCAAGGAAGCAUUGGGUCCAAGAGCAGCCGAUCUGGACGGUUGUUAUCAAGACUUGCAGAUUCUGUCCGUAGUGGAAGUAGAACACCAACUCCCUCCUCCUCAAAUAGUUCCACCACACGUGCCACCACCACCAAACUGACCUCAACAUCAAGGUCUUCCACCCGCAUACAUGGCGACAUCAUCAGGGAUCCCUGGCGAUCAUCCUUGAGGGAAUCAGCCCUGCCUUCCCCUCAAGAAUACGCACGCCUUCCAUCACUCAGUCCCUCCGUUGUUCCCCUUACUCGUGAUGGCUCAGGUCGCUUCAGGAGCAUUGAAGACCUUGCUGAAGCUGUCUCAGAGCCCACACAGCAGGAGGUCACACUCACUGGAAAGAAAAAGAAACACUCAACACUUCCGCCCAACCUCACACCAGCAGAUAUGAAAAAAGAAAAUAAGGAACUUCGAAGAGCAACUUCACUGAUGGUCGGCAAAAAAGGAAAAGGCAUAGUGAUUUUUCCUAUUGACCAUGGGAGCCAGCAGUUUCAAAUUUGGCUUUUCUGUUUUAGGUCCAACAUCAGAAAGUCAUGA
Molecule: messenger RNA, 2088 nt
Organism: Penaeus monodon (black tiger shrimp)
Lineage: Eukaryota; Metazoa; Arthropoda; Malacostraca; Decapoda; Penaeidae
Exons: 2
Coding region: 1-2088 (695 amino acids)
Source: RefSeq, a predicted model, not a curated record